This is a messenger RNA of Ooceraea biroi (clonal raider ant), 1992 nucleotides long. RefSeq names its product lanC-like protein 3 homolog. The record is from RefSeq and is a predicted model, not a curated record. Gene Ontology annotation, biological process: peptide modification; carbohydrate metabolic process. NCBI's taxonomy places the organism in Eukaryota, Metazoa, Arthropoda, Insecta, Hymenoptera, Formicidae. Gene Ontology annotation, cellular component: plasma membrane.
CUUUGAUGAAACGACUGUUCGAGUUGGCGAAAACAAUGAACUGCAAGAAUAUCGAGCUCACUUGCGUCACUUGCGCAUUUGAACUAAUUUGUGGAACCCGCCAAGCGCGUUGACCUAUUAGAACUCGAGCCCGAAGUAGAAGAUCGCUUUCUGCGGCCUCUACACACGAAUGCUGACAGUUGAAUGCCGUGCGCCGGGUUUAUCGGCGUAGUUCGCUCUUUCGGCGAGUGGGCCUCGAGACGUAUUUUCAGCGCAAUGUCGCGACGAUCCCGGUACUUCGAGAACGCGUACUGCGCGCGCGAAGAGGAGAUUGUGAGUGAUGCGGCGUCGAUGCGGCGUGACGUCGACAACAGUCAGCGCGCUGCGAAAUAUACUCUGCGCGUGUUGCUACAACGUAUCCUCGACAAGGAGCCGUACGAGCACGCGGAAACGGACGGUGGAUUGUACGUCGGUGCGUCCGGUAUCGCUUAUACGUAUCUGCGACUUGCCGAGCGCGCCGCUACAUUGGAGCUCGACGAGGAUAAUCACCUGGCAUUGGCUAACUGCUAUCUGAGUUCGUCUCUGGAGGAGGUGCAGCGCCGCGAGGGGCGCGCCGGUACCGGUUUUCUUCUGGGAGAUUGGGGCAUUCUGGCAGUAGCUGCGGCUCUUGCGGCUGCCGAACGUCGGGAUGAAGCAGCCAACAAGCUGGUGCAACGCUACCUUCAAACGGGAGUGCGCUGCAAGGAAGUAAACUUUCUGAAAUGUGGCUCAGAUGAAUUCUUCGUAGGUCGUGCUGGUUUUUUGUAUGGUGCUCUCUGGCUGAAUCGCACGAUGAAAAAGAAUGUCGUGCCACUUGAAAUGAUGCACGAAGUCGCGCGAACGAUCGUUACCUCGGGCAAGGCGUAUGCGCGAGUUCAUAACGGCCCGUGUCCACUGAUGUAUGCAUAUUAUGGUACGGAAUAUCUGGGGGCAGCGCACGGGCUUUGUGCAAUUCUGCAGGUUCUUAUACAGAUACCAUCGUUUCUGGAUGCCGACCCGGAAGUUGAAAGUACCGUGCGAACGUGCGUGGAUUAUUUCCUAACACUGCAAACAACAACCGGUAAUUUUCCAUGUGCCAUGGAUGAGAUAAAUCGUUCUGGACGAAUGAGGGACGGUGACGAGGAGCUGGUACACUGGUGCCACGGCGCGCCUGGCGUCAUUUAUUUAAUGGCGGCCGCGUAUUUGCGCUGGAAAGAUCAACGUUAUCUGGAUUCGUGUAAACGUGCCGGCGAUCUUGUCUGGCAGAAGGGACUCCUGCGUAAAGGACCGGGAAUCUGUCACGGUGUGGCUGGCAAUGGCUACGUCUUUCUCCUUCUGUACAGACUCACCGGCGAUGAACGUCAUCUCUACCGAGCCGCCAAAUUCGCAGACUUUAUGGAUUCGUCGCAGUUUCAGACGUCCGCGCGCACACCCGAUUCACCAUAUUCGUUGUACGAGGGCAUCGCUGGUACCGUUUGUUUCCUUGCCGAUCUCGUUGAACCAAACAAAGCUCAUUUCCCAUUCCAGGAUGUGUUCUAAACAUCGAGAAAUAAUGGUACAAAAAUUUUGAUUCUUUCCAUGUAUUUAACGAGCGACUCACAGAAAAUAGAUGUAUCAUGACGAACGGUGAUGGAUCCACCAAUUUAUCGGUCUUUAGAGAUCAAGUAUCAGUCGCGCGACCUCUUUAGAUUCGAUAUUACUUGCCUCUGUUUGUUACCUCUUAGCGAUGAGAUAAGGAAACGCUUGAUGUUAAUCGCAGCAGCGAAUUAUCAAUGUAUGACUGGUAUAAUUUGACGAGACGAUUUCUUCUUCCUAAUUUUAACUUUUAAUUUCUUUCUAUGUUCGAGUGCUCGAGAUGUUCGGAUGAAGAAGGAAUCGUACAAUAUUACCAUUUUUCCAAAGUUAUUGUUACGUUUUAGCUGUAUAUCUGUAUAUAUAUAUAUACUAUGUAUGUAUUUAAAUUCUUUGAUAUUAAUUUCAUUUUAUGUAUUCCAA